AUGGAAGCUCAACACCUUCAUGCCAAGCAUGGAGCUGAAGAAGAAUGGUCUACAGGCUUCUGUGAUUGCUUCUCUGACUGCAAAAACUGUUGUAUCACAUGCUGGUGUCCAUGUAUUACAUUUGGCCAAGUCGCUGAUAUUGUAGAUCGAGGAUCCACCAGUUGUGGUACGGCUGGUGCACUAUACGCUUUGAUAAGCGCUCUAACGGGUUGCGGAUGUAUCUAUUCGUGUUUCUAUCGUCAAAAGAUGAGAGCUCAAUACAAUCUUAGAGGUAGUGAUUGUGGAGAUUGCCUUAAACAUUUCUUCUGCGAGCUUUGUGCCUUGACCCAACAAUACCGCGAACUCAAGAACCGCGGUUUCGAUAUGACUCUCGGAUGGGCUGCGAAUGCGGAGAGGCAGCAGAACCAGGGUGUGGCGAUGGGUGCUCCAGUCUUCCAAGGCGGCAUGACCCGCUAA
Molecule: messenger RNA, 456 nt
Organism: Arabis nemorensis
Lineage: Eukaryota; Viridiplantae; Streptophyta; Magnoliopsida; Brassicales; Brassicaceae
Source: the annotation of a GenBank genome assembly